UGCUGUGUUUCCGCGCCGCGCUGGGAGUUUGGGGUUGAUCCCAGCCGCCCGCUGGAACAGAGUGACCUCGGACGCUGCAGGUGACAACCACCCAGACCCUAGGCCGGCAGGUGGAGGAGGACAGACAGAGCAGGAACGGGGACCCGGCCUCUGCAGCUCAACCCCUGCGUCGGUUCCUGGUUCCCCCGAGAACAGAGAACAGCCGGUCCAGCGUGUCUCCCGGCAUGAGGAGCACGAGCAAGGAGCUGCACGGCGCCGCGAGCCGCUAUGCUCCCUGCGAUUGGUAUUACCAACUUCCUGCGAAGCAGCCUGAGAAAGCUGUGGAUGCCCCGCCAGCGUCCCAGAUCCCAGGCCUCAGUGACCAGAGGGAAGCCCCCCGUGGGUACACGCCCGGGGAACGAAGGUACUUGGUGAAGGAAACGGACUCAGAGUACGUGAAGCUAUCGAAGCAAGGCGGCCAGCCCGAUCUGUUGAAGCACUUUGCCUCCGGGACCAGGAAGGGCUCCCCCGUGGCCUACUCCGUGCCAGACUGGUACGGCCACCACAGCCAGCCGCCGACGGCCAACCGGAGGCAGGUCCCCGCUGUGUCCAUACCGGAUUACAUGGUUCAUGAAGACUCUCACCCCGGUCACGCCAGUGGCAACUACGAGUACAGAAGGGGGCCCUUCGACUUCGACAUGAAGACGGUUUGGCAAAGAGAGGCCGAGGAACUGGAAAAGGAGGAAAAAAAGGUGAGGCUACCAGCCAUCAAGUCCAUGUAUCCGAGCAAAGCCGGGACCCCGCUUGGCCCCAAAGACCCUGCAGGAAGCAAACUGUCCUUUCCCCCCAUGCCUGGUCGAAAAACCAGUUCACCCACAAACUUUUCCAAACUUAUUAGCAAUGGAUAUAAUGCUGAGUGGUUACAGCAGCAAGCAGACCCAGACAAGAGGACCCCGCAGACAUCCAGGGCCUCUGCUUCGUCUCCGUCCCAGUCUCCGUGGGACACCGAGCCGCCCCCAGACCCAGAGGCUCCGGAAGGUGCCAAGGAAGGCCCAGCGUCUUCUCCAAGUGAGUAUUUAUAGAGAAACGGACCUGCAUCCAAGUAUAAAAAGUGUCUCAGGCACAAAAACAAUUGAUGGACAUAGUUCUUCAAUCUGAAGAUGAGGCAUCUCAGAAGGCUGUGAGGUCCCUCUCCAAACUACCCAUGUUCUAACUACAAAAGCUGGUGACAUCUAUGUCUUUAAAAAGUCAGAGUUCUAGGACUUCCCUGGCAGUCCAGUGGUUAAGACUCCGCGCUUCCAUUGCAGGGGGCACGAGUUCCAUCCCUGGUGAGGGAACUAAGAUCCUGCAUGCUGCGCAGAGGGGCCCCCCCAAAAAAAAGAAAAAAAGAGAAAAAAAGUCAGACUUCUAGAAACACAGUUUGGGGACAGCAAAAGAAGGACCACUUACAUUAUUACAACAGAAUUAUUCUUUUAUGCGUAUCACACAAGAUAAAGCAUAUUUCAGUUUACUUCAGAAGCAUACAUUUUAUUAGACACUACGUGAGAAAUGUGGGUUUAAAUAAUGGUAAAGAAGUGAAAGGCCAGGAGAGGCCUCUAAAUACAGAUGCCCCUAUAUACACUACCAAAUGUAAAAUAGAUGGUUAGCGGGAAGCAGCCACAUAGCAAAGGGAGAUCAGCUCGGUGCUUUGUG
Messenger RNA from Mesoplodon densirostris (Blainville's beaked whale), 1671 nucleotides. RefSeq names its product chromosome 9 C7orf57 homolog (gene C9H7orf57). NCBI's taxonomy places the organism in Eukaryota, Metazoa, Chordata, Mammalia, Artiodactyla, Ziphiidae. The record is from RefSeq and is a predicted model, not a curated record. Bases 225 to 1061 code for a protein of 278 amino acids. The transcript has 8 exons.